UGAAGAGUAAACUAACGAUACGAAAAAAAACAGAGUACUACUGCAAAACCUCGAAAGGCUUCUAGGUCAAUCCAGCCACUUUCACUCUCUCACACAAUCGCAGCAAAACCUCGAGAGCUUCCUUCACUUCGACUUUAGCUAAUCGUAAUCGGAGAAGAUGACAAUGUCGAUGCAGCCGUACGGAAUCCAAUCGAUGCUCAAGGAAGGCUACAGGCAUCUCUCGGGCCUAGACGAAGCCGUCAUCAAGAACAUCGAAGCUUGCAAGGAGCUCUCCACCAUCACCCGCACUUCCCUCGGCCCCAACGGGAUGAACAAAAUGGUUAUUAACCAUUUGGAUAAGCUCUUUGUUACCAACGACGCUGCGACGAUUGUGAAUGAGCUUGAGAUUCAGCAUCCUGCUGCGAAGAUUCUUGUGCUAGCUGCUAAGGCGCAGCAAGAGGAGAUUGGAGAUGGAGCUAAUCUGACGAUCUCCUUUGCUGGUGAGCUUUUGCAGAAUGCUGAGGAGCUUAUUAGGAUGGGGUUGCAUCCGAGUGAGAUCAUUUGUGGAUAUAACAAAGCAAUUAUUAAGGUUGUUGAAGUUCUUGAACAACUGGUUGAGAGUGGUUCUGAGACUAUGGAUGUGCGUAGCAAAGAUGAAGUCGUUUCGAGGAUGAGAGCUGCUGUUGCGAGCAAGCAGUUUGGUCAAGAAGAGAUUAUUUGUUCUUUAGUUGCUGAUGCAUGUAUUCAAGUCUGUCCAAAGAAUCCAACCAAUUUCAAUGUCGAUAAUGUUCGUGUUGCCAAGCUUCUUGGAGGAGGAUUGCACAACUCUUGCAUAGUACGUGGCAUGGUCUUGAAAAGUGAUGCUGUUGGGAGCAUAAAGAGGAUGGAGAAGGCUAAGGUUGCUGUGUUUGCUGGGGGAGUUGAUACCACUGCUACAGAGACGAAAGGAACUGUCUUGAUCCAUAGUGCUGAGCAGCUGGAGAACUAUGCAAAGACAGAGGAAGCUAAAGUUGAGGAGCUGAUUAAAGAUGUUGCUGAAUCAGGAGCUAAAGUUAUUGUCAGUGGGGGAUCAGUUGGAGAAAUGGCAUUGCAUUUCUGCGAGCGCUACAAGAUAAUGGUCUUGAAAAUCAGCUCAAAGUUUGAAUUGAGGCGUUUCUGUCGGGCUGCUGGGGCCGUCGCUCAUGUAAGUAAUUUUUAUUCGCUUUUUUUUCAUUAUCAUCUGAGGGUGUUUUCAUACUUAAUGAUUAUGGAACAGUUGAAAUUGAGCCGGCCAAGUCCUGACGAUCUUGGCUACGUUGAUUCCAUAUCAGUUGAGGAAAUUGGUGGUGUGACAGUCACUAUUGCAAGAAAUGAGCAAGGUGGUAACUCAAUCUCUACAGUGGUUUUGCGUGGAAGCACAGACAGCAUUUUGGACGACCUUGAAAGAGCUGUUGACGAUGGAGUUAAUACUUACAAGGCGAUGUGCAGAGACAGCCGUAUCGUUCCUGGGGCUGCAGCUACUGAAAUAGAACUGGCUCAGAGAUUGAAAGAAUAUGCCAAUGCCGAAACAGGGUUGGACAAAUAUGCCAUCUCCAAAUAUGCAGAGAGCUUCGAGUUUGUACCCAAAACCCUUGCCGACAACGCUGGCCUCAAUGCGAUGGAAAUCAUUGCUUCUCUGUACACUGGACACGGAUCAGGAAACACAAAGCUAGGCAUUGACUUGGAGGAAGGUGCUUGUAAAGAUGUCUCAGAGACAAAAGUGUGGGAUCUUUUUGCAACCAAGUUAUUUGCUCUUAAGUACGCUUCUGAUGCUGCAUGCACGGUGCUUCGCGUAGACCAGAUUAUAAUGGCGAAGCAAGCAGGUGGACCAAGGAGAGACGCUGCUGCAGCCGCUGGUGCUGGUGCAGAGGAAGACUAAGCUGUAGAGAACAAUACCUCGUAGUAAAAGUGUUCUUCUGUAUCCUUUGUUCUUUUUAAUUUUGGGAAGAUUUUUGGCAGUCUCAGUUUGAGCUUUGUGUACACAGACCAAUCAACUUAGGUUUUGUUCUUUUGGUUUAUGAUGUUCGGUUCGUCUCAACUUGAAA
This is a messenger RNA of Brassica rapa (field mustard), 2042 nucleotides long. Its product is annotated as T-complex protein 1 subunit theta. NCBI's taxonomy places the organism in Eukaryota, Viridiplantae, Streptophyta, Magnoliopsida, Brassicales, Brassicaceae. Gene Ontology annotation, molecular function: ATP hydrolysis activity; ATP-dependent protein folding chaperone; ATP binding. Gene Ontology annotation, biological process: protein folding. The record is from RefSeq and is a predicted model, not a curated record.